CAGUUAAACAUGAUAAAAUAUAACCCACUCAAAUGAUAUACCACGGAUUCAUUGAAAACACAUGAGAUGUCCAGAUAUUUGUUUAUAAUUUCAUUAUCCCUUGUGAUACUGAUAUUAGUUCCCAUCAACUUCGCCGAAGUAGAAGUUCAAAAGGUCAAAAUGCCUUUCAAGGAGGCCGCCACUUGGUCAAGAAUGUUGGAUGGCAUGGGUCAACAGUCGCAUGUCCACAGACUAUAUAACGCCUAUCGCGAUCGUUUGAGAGUCGAGGGUGACGAUGCCGAUGGCGAGCCAAAAUUAAGUCCAAUGGAAUCGAAAGAUGUAGCUAGGAAAUUAACGGAGCCCAUGACCAUGGAAAAAGCCUCUUUAGAAGUUCCCAUUUUCUCCGAUGAAUGGACUAUUUCGCGUGGAAAGUCAAACGAAUCAAUUACUAAAGAAGAAGAUCGUCCCAUUAUCCAAUACGAUGCCACCGAUGAACAUUCAAAUCCAUCGGGAAAAUGCCUUGCCCGAUUUCCAAAUCUGAACAGCGAAAAUCAAAGUAUUUCAAUAAAACCAAAGGUUAAAACUCCACUGGUGGGUAGUAUGAUCAUCAUAAAAAUGGAUGUGCCAGAGAAAUUGCUAGGAGCUAAACCUCCGGAAAAGAUGAAGGAUCCCGGUGAACGCCGAAUAUUUGAACUCAAUCAGAUAUACAACGAGUUUUUGAAGUCCUGGCAACAGCCUGUCCAAAGUUUGACCCCCAAGACUGAAACGCUAAAUAAAAAUUCUGCGGGAUCUCAGAGAUUGAGUGCAUUGUUCGAAUUGAUGGAUGUGGUGGAGCGCCUUCAAAAAAGCGAUUUGGUUAAGGAAUUAGCUCAAAAGAUUAACGAGAAAAUGGAACCCAAUCUGCAGAGUCAAAUCAAGCAGGAUGCUCUUUUGGUAACCGAAAGUAGAGCCUCCCUAAGAGCCAUUAAAAAGAAUGAUCUCUCUGGACUUUUUGAAAAUGUGGAGCCCGGAAGCGCUUCCAAAGCAUUCAAGAGAAUGUUGGAUGACAUAAACUCCAGAAGAUCAACGAUCAAAGCUGGCGGACUUUACGACGAGUACAAGAAAGGUUUCUGUGAGUUAUUCAGCGAUCAUAAAUUUCCCAGGGAAUCGAUGAUAACCAGUGAAGCUGAUUAUCCUUUGGACAGCGAAAUGAUUCGAAAAAAUAAUGACAACUUUCCCUGUCGAUGUGAUAGCUCGAAACCGACCUCUAUAAUAAGUAAUCAAGCAAUUGCAAUUUCCAAACCAAAAAUAAACUAUUUAAAGGCCCUGGAAGCAUAUGUUAAAAUGUUCAAGGACAGUAACCAGAACGGCGCUGUUGUUCCGACUAAAGGUCCCAAAAUAAACGUAAACUAUAUGAAGGCCCUGGAAACCUUUAUUAAACUGAACAAGGAAAGUAAUGAAAACGGUGGCCUAAAGCCUUACUACUUGCCAAAUUCUAAAAAUCGUCAGCUUGUUUGGAAUGAUAUUCCAUUGAUUAAGCCAGGUCUAAGUGUAACCGCCAAGAAAAAUUUGGAAAUCAAGCCAAAGUAUGAACCCUCUUGCACUGCCAGCAAAGAAAAUGUGUUGCCUGAAAAGGAAUCCAAAAAAGAACAUAGAUUUAAAUCUAUUCCAAAACAAGACACUAAAAAUGAACAGUGUACUCCCAAAACUGAGACCAAAUCGGAGCAGUGUACUCCCAAAACUGAGACCAAAUUGGAGCAGUGUACUCCGAAAACGGAGACUAAAUUGGAGCAAUGUACUCCUAAAACGGAGACCAAAUUGGAGCAGAGUGUUCCAAAAAAUGAGACCAAAUUGGAGCUGGGUAACCCAAAAACGAGGACUAAAUUGGCGCAUCAAGAGGUUUUCUCAGGACUGGAUCCAAAGCAAAUUAUCAGCGGAUUGAAGGCCAUAAAACAAUCGUCCUUCUUCAACCUGGCUGAUGAGUAUCAGAAGCAAAUCGACAACCUAAAUCAGGCCUUAAAAACCAAGCAAAGUUGGUGGAAGGAGGUUGUGGAGCGGGGCAAAUCUCCUGUCAGAGCACCCAUGAAACGGAAUGUACCCAUGAAUAAUGCCCAAACUGGAGCUGCUAUGCCUUUGCCAUAUCCCGAGGUUCUGGUCAAUCGGGCACCACAAAUGGGUGUCAUUGAUAACAUGGCCUCUCAAAUGAAUCUUUCGCCCUUGGAGAUGGCUAAACGAAUUGUGGCAAAUGGUCAAAACUAUGCGCUCAAUCCAGGUGUACCAAGAGUCGGUUUUGUGCAAACUAACAUACAACCAGCAAGUCAGAUCGGAGGUAGCUUCAAGAAAGAACAAGGUAUCAUGUGCCAACAAGUGGGUCAGCCGUUACAACAACCUCAACAGCAACCAGAUUCCCAGGAGCAAACGGAGCAGAUGGGGAUUUCCCCGGUCUUAGACAAGAUACUCCAGCGUUUGGAGAACAUUCAGUCCACCAAACGCAAUCAGUCGUCGGAGGAGGAGACGGCAAAGGAACUGCCCUGCUGCUUUGUGGAUCCAGCUGAUGGUGCCCCCUGUGAACUGAACGGCUCCUGGGAAUCUCUUGUCCUGGGAGUUCGCAUUAACAUCCGAUCCAAUGCCACAACGACUGUGGAUGGGGAGGCAAAGGCAAAGGCCACCUGUUCGCAACACAAAGGGGGUCGUGGCCAUCGUAGAUUUGUGCGGCAGUGCGUCAAGAUGAACAAGAGUCAGUUGAAGGAUAUCGCAGAGGUGAAUUCCACCAAACCUCAUGGCGUGGUCCUAAGCAUUAGUGUGCAAGAGACAGUGCCGCCGAGAGCCCACGAUCUGCUGGAUAAUCUCACCGACUGGAGCUUCUCGGGCCAUGCCUCAAUGAUCCUCGGCGGACCGAUGUCGAUCUCCUUUCGCAAAGGGAACUCCAAUCUGAUUGGACACUUUGUUGGCUACUGUCGCACCUGCGGUUGCGUGGACACCAUUUUCGGGUCCUGGACCUUUUGUCAGCCCUCGCGGGAUUGUCAGGAUAUCUGCAUGUCGCUUGUGGAUCGGCGGGAUAUGCUGCGGAGAUACAGCAUGGAUGAGCGGCGCAUGAAUCGGUUCAAGGAGCAGCUCUACAUGAGCAGCAAAUUCGCAAAGAUGGAAAAAGAGCGACUGCGAUCCGAGCUGGAAAAGUCUCGUUGCCAAACUCAGGGUGAAGCUAGUGCGAAUAGUCCUAGUCCUUCUAAAAGUCAAAGCUGUUAAAAAUUUUAUUUUGAUUUCUUAUGUACUUUAAUAUUUU
Molecule: messenger RNA, 3241 nt
Organism: Drosophila elegans
Lineage: Eukaryota; Metazoa; Arthropoda; Insecta; Diptera; Drosophilidae
Exons: 3
Coding region: 67-3204 (1045 amino acids)
Source: RefSeq, a predicted model, not a curated record